AUGGGCGAGGGGGCGCUCGCCCUGGGCGCCUCCGAGCCCUGCAACCUGUCGUCUGCCGCGCCACUCCCCGACGGCGCGGCCACGGCGGCGCGACUGCUGGUGCCCGCGUCGCCGCCUCCCUCGCUGCUGCCCCCUGUGAGCGAGAGCCCGGCGCCGCUGUCUCAGCAGUGGACUGCCGCCAUGAGCCUGCUGAUGGCGCUCAUCGUGCUGCUCAUCGUGGCGGGCAACGUGCUGGUGAUCGUGGCCAUCGCCAAGACGCCGCGGCUGCAGACGCUCACCAACCUCUUCAUCAUGUCCCUGGCCAGCGCCGACCUGGUCAUGGGGCUGCUGGUGGUGCCCUUCGGGGCCACCAUCGUGGUGUGGGGCCGCUGGGAGUACGGCUCCUUCUUCUGCGAGCUCUGGACCUCAGUGGACGUGCUGUGUGUAACGGCCAGCAUCGAGACCCUGUGUGUCAUCGCCCUGGACCGCUACCUCGCCAUCACGUCGCCCUUCCGCUACCAGAGCCUGCUGACUCGCGCGCGGGCGCGGGCCCUCGUCUGCACUGUCUGGGCCAUCUCGGCCCUGGUGUCCUUCCUGCCCAUCCUCAUGCACUGGUGGCGGGCUGAGGGCGACGAGGCGCGCCGCUGCUAUAACGACCCCAAGUGCUGCGACUUCGUCACCAACCGGGCCUACGCUAUCGCCUCGUCCGUCGUCUCCUUCUACGUGCCCCUGUGCAUCAUGGCCUUCGUGUACUUGCAGGUUUUCCGCGAGGCCCAGAAGCAGGUGAAGAAGAUCGACAGCUGCGAACGCCGCUUCCUCGGCGGCCCGGCGCGACCACCCUCGCCCGUGCCCUCGCCGGGCUCUCCGCGCGCAGCCACCCCAGUGGCCAACGGGCGCACCAGCAAGCGACGGCCCUCGCGCCUCGUGGCCCUGCGCGAGCAGAAAGCGCUCAAGACGCUGGGCAUCAUCAUGGGCGUGUUCACGCUCUGCUGGCUGCCCUUUUUCCUGGCCAACGUGGUGAAGGCCUUCCACCGCGAACUGGUGUCCGACCAUCUCUUCGUGUUCUUCAACUGGCUGGGCUACGCCAACUCGGCCUUCAACCCCAUCAUCUACUGCCGCAGCCCCGACUUCCGCAAAGCUUUCCAGCGCCUGCUCUGCUGCGCGCGCCGAGCCGCCGGGAGGCGCCACGCAGCCGCCAGUAAGCGGCCGCGCGCGUCGGGCUGCCUGGCUGUAGCCCGGCCGCCGCCGUCGCCGGGGGCCGAAGACGACGACGACGAUGACGACGUCGGGGCCGCGCCGCCCGCGAGCCUGCUGGAGCCCUGGGCCGGCUGCAACGGCGGGGCGGUGGCGGCGGACAGCGACUCGAGCCUGGACGAGCCGAGCCGCCGGGGUUCGGCCUCUGAAUCCAAGGUGUAG
Orycteropus afer afer is the source of this 1395-nucleotide messenger RNA. It is a transcript of the gene ADRB1, whose product is annotated as adrenoceptor beta 1. Gene Ontology annotation, cellular component: membrane. The transcript has a single exon. The record is from RefSeq and is a predicted model, not a curated record. NCBI's taxonomy places the organism in Eukaryota, Metazoa, Chordata, Mammalia, Tubulidentata, Orycteropodidae. The coding region runs from base 1 to 1395 and encodes 464 amino acids. Gene Ontology annotation, biological process: adenylate cyclase-activating adrenergic receptor signaling pathway; norepinephrine-epinephrine-mediated vasodilation involved in regulation of systemic arterial blood pressure; positive regulation of heart rate by epinephrine-norepinephrine. Gene Ontology annotation, molecular function: beta1-adrenergic receptor activity.